This is a messenger RNA of Lingula anatina, 3005 nucleotides long. RefSeq lists its product as uncharacterized. Gene Ontology annotation, molecular function: protein binding; ubiquitin-protein transferase activity. The record is from RefSeq and is a predicted model, not a curated record. Gene Ontology annotation, biological process: protein K6-linked ubiquitination; signal transduction. Lineage: Eukaryota; Metazoa; Brachiopoda; Lingulata; Lingulida; Lingulidae. Gene Ontology annotation, cellular component: BRCA1-BARD1 complex; BRCA1-A complex.
GAGAUUAACAGUACUUAUAUAUAGACUUAAACGUUAAUAGUUGAAAUUAGAAUAUUGGACUAAUAAUUAAUAGUUGCAUUAACACAGCUGGAAUCAGGAUAUCAAGAGAGAAGGCCUAUCCACUGUAUAGCAACCAGCCAGUAUGGCUAACAGAAGGCCUCUCGAGGCUGCACGGCAUGGAGAUAUAAAGAGUUUACAGGAACUGCUGACUGCCGGGGAGUGCGACAUCAAUGUCCGGGACUGGUAUGGACGGACACCACUUUACUUGGCUGGCCUUGAAGGCCACACACAAUGUGUCCAGCUUCUCCUCCAAAACGGGGCGGAUACCAGUAUACAGGAUGAGGAGGGAAAGACACCGAAAACGCUGGCAGAAGAGAGAGGACACGCUGGCAUAGCAGAGCAGUUGAGGCGUAUAGAAAUACUAGACAUGCAGGGGUAUGUACAUACCAAGACUUUGGAGCACCUUGCUAAAAUAUUAGAACCUGCUGAAUAUACCUUCAUUAACCAGACCAACCUGAGCUCGAACUUCCCUGAUGUCUUUCAAUUCCAAAAAGUUCAGGAACUGAAAGUGUGGGCCACCAAGAACAAUUGUACAAAUAUUAGAGAUUUAAAGGCUGGGUUACAGGCUGCAAACCAAGCACGACUUUCCAGAGCGGCAGUGGACUAUUACGCUGAGGUGGUGAAAGUAAUUUCAAAUAUGGCUUCUGAUGAAUUUGAAGCACUCUGUAGAACCCUGGUCACUGCGAAGCACAUGUACAUAUCCGGUGCUACAGCCGCUGACCAGCAAGAUACGAGUUCUUCAUUGGAGCCCAUUCGCUACGACGCAUUUAUUGCCCACAGCAGCGAAGACAAAGCCGUCGUGGAACCAGUGAUAGAGCAACUAGAGGAACAAGGAGUUCAGUGCUGCUAUGGCAUACGUGACUUCCACCCAGGGAAGUCUCUCGUAACGUCUAUGGGAGAAGCGGUUUAUGAAUCAAAACGAACUGUUGUCUUCCUGUCCAAGAGCUUUAUGGAGAGCCCGUUUUGUGCAAAGGAACGGGAGUUUGCCAUACAUAAAGCUUCGGAAUCAGGUGAAGAUGUCGUCAUUCCGGUCCUAAUGGAUCUCCUUCCACAACAAAUCCCCGUCGAGUUCAAACCCCUGAAAUACAUUCUAGUCAGUGACAGAGAGUUGAUUCCAAAGUUGGUUCAAAUCAUUAAAGGUCCAACAGAGUCUCCAACGUACGGGAAUCUUCGGAAUGCGCUUCGGGAUGCACAUGAACAAAUCGCAUUUCUACGAGACGAGAACAGAGAGCUGCAGGCAAAAAUCCGCCAAAACCUUCAACAACACGUAAUUUGAAUUGCCUUUCCAUCAUAGUUACCAGUACAGGCGGUUAAAGAUUACACACUGAAUAUAACUUUGACAGUUGUUUGAUGUAAUCCAUAACGUAAAUUGACGACCACAUGAUGUGACCACAAGCUAAUGUUUUAUAUUAGAUGUUGUCUUGUGUAAACUUAAGAAUAACAUUGUAAUGCAACCUGGCAUGAUUCCGGGGAACUUCAGUAUAAGUCAGAGACUAAGGACCGUUAAUGCAGUUUUAGUAUAGUAACACCAAGUGUAUUGCAAUUGUUAAUGUUUACAGCUUCUAGACUCAGAAAAUUACUCAAAAGCAAAUGUUUUACAUUUUUGGGCAUUUAACAUGCUAAUGCACUUUUUUAUAUUCAGUUUAAACAAUAUAGACGCGGUGCAGAUUAUUUUUUUAAAUUCAAAUUCAGUUUGAAGCUGGCUUGAUUUGCUAUAUGUGUCUCGCACCAUAUAGUACUAUGUUUAUUACCAGCGAUUAAAUUUUGAUGUAAGGAAAUAAUACGUCAUGAUUAUUUACGCUUUUUUAUUUUAUAGUAGGUCCAAUUAUUGUAAAUAAGUAUUGUGUUAUCGUACCAUGGUCUUUAUUAUGCGCAUGAUGUAUUUUACUUCAUUUUCGACGAUGUUAUGAAUAUAAAUGUUUCUAUUAAGUGUUUGCUUAACAGUUAUGAUUUAGUAAAUACGUCUUAUUAUUAUUUUUAUUAUUUAUUUAUUUAUUUAUUUAUUUAUUUAUUUAUUUAUUUUUGCCGAAUCUGACCUGUGCAUAACAUUUACAUUAAUGACAUAACUUUGUCGUUUAAGCUUUUUGAGAAUUAACGUAAACGUUUUGUAUAUGUAAAUGAAGUAUGCUACAGCUAACCAAGAGAACCAAAUUAUCGGAUUAUGUUAACGCAUAAGACAUAGACUCUUAAGACAAUAAGAUGACAUAAUUACUUUAAGAGUUUUACAAAUUUUAUGUUAUUUAGUAUUUGCUUUGCUUUAAAAAUAAAAAAGGAGCGUAUGUUGGAGAGUUAUAGAAUUUCGAGGUCAAAUUCUUUUGCAGAAAGGCUAUCACUUUCGCUAAUUGCAAAUGAUAAUUAAAGAGUAAUCAAAUAAGUGAAAGGUGGGGAUUUUAUUGAGUGCAAGUUUAAUUUCCUGUAGAGUCAACAAGUGUAGAAACUGUUGUAGAGUUCGCAAAAGAUGGAAUAUGGCAAAGUCACAUAUUAUUUUAUUUGAUUGGUUAAUGUCAUAAUAGAUGUGUAAGUUUCUAUCACGUGUAUUGCAUAUGCUAACUGAUUUUGGACAUGACACAAAUAUGAGCAAUUCAAAUAAUAUUUUAGAUUUUCAUAAUAGAAAACAAAGCUCUUUAAAAAACAUAAUGAAAUAUUAAAUAGAGGAAUGCAACAUGAUGAUGGAAAAUGUUCGGUAAUCACGCAAAAUACAACAGAACGAAAAUAAGUAAAUGCUUGAUCAGCAGUGAGAAAGAGAGUAUAAAUUUGUAUGAAAAAUAAGUAGGUGAAUAAAUGUUGGAAAGCUCCAAUUUCUUCGUCGUCGUCACCUUAAUAGAGUAAAAACUGAAUAGAAACCACCAUCUGUAGCUAAGGCCGUGUUCCCAAUAAAAGUUAUCGUUCUAGGUGGAUUUAUUUAUCUCAGUCAUCUACAUCUCGCCAUGCCGCAGUCAAUAUUU